AUGCACAACGUCAGACUGUUGACUGCAAAUUCAAUGGUAGAGCUUUGUACACCUGUCAAGGAUAUCGACGUUAGUUCACUUCUUCAAAUGUCCAUCUCACUCUAUGGAAGACAACUGAGUGGGCUAGUUAUGUUAGUGCCUCGGGAUCCAUUAUGGCACUCCAGCAGCGGAUCAGAAUUCGCUCGCGUGUGUGAACAGUCUACAGAGCUUCACUUUGAUCCGCUACCAAAACAGUUGCAAGGCGUAGUGGAGUCGAUUUGGAGAGAAGAGUCGGCAUCAGAACGAACGAAAAUCAAAGAUGGCAAAGAGAAAAUCUCAAAGGCGUCACAUGACACGGCUCUAGAGGUUGGAGAUGUGUACUGUACACGACACUCAAAUCUGAGGGAUGUCCAGGCUUGUGUUUCACCUGGUUGUAGGCCGAUGCAUACACUCCCAGUCCUUCAGUCUUUCCAGUCGGGUAAAGUGUGCGGUGUAUGUGGCGGUUCUGCGGUAGGUGGUGGUGUGACCAGCGUUCCGCACUUCAACAUUCACCUGGUUCUGCCGUCUGGACUCGAAGCAAUGUGUACUAUCAACGAUAUAGCAAUGUUCCUACAAUUAUUUUUCAUCUCGUUCCAAGACCAAACUAAUUACAGGGCUCCUUUUGCUCCACUGGCCGCGCGCUAUCCAUCUGCGCAUCGACGUGCACUGGCUGCUUACGAUUCGGAGGACGAGAGUGAUCUUGUCGCCGCGAUCACUUCCGUUGCUAUAUCCGCCGUCAACGAUCACACAAUGCAACCGGAUAUAAACAGUUGUGAAUUGCCAAGUGAGCAUGCGACCGCUUAUCUGACUUCACGCCGACAGGUAAACCAUAUUAGCCGUUUGGCGGCUGCAGAAGUACGGGACAAGUACACGCAAACAGGCGAAAAUUUCAAUCUGGCUUUUAAAAUGGUGAAGAGCGACACGAAACUGGUGAAAACGGUUCUGCAUAGUCAUGGCUUUACUCAAUGUUCUCGUAAGAAUCCAUCAUUUAACAGGCUUGGUGUGGUUCGUUGCAAUGCGUGCAACCCAGAUGCGCAAUAUUCAGCCGUGUUUCCAAGGUCGACUGAGCUAACUAGAAAGGACAAAUUGUAUGACAACAUAGCGCGGUCUGCUGCCAUAUUUGGUGACGCGUUUAGCUUUAUUCCGGAAUUUUUCGUUACCCCUCGAGAUGCAUCGCUUUUGGAAACGGCGAUCCAACAUUCGAUGGCAGAUUCCACGUUUAUCGUAAAGCCAGUGAGCUCAUCACGGGGACAGGGUAUCUUCUUCGCCAGCACGGUAGAUGAAAUUCCCCGCGCUGACACACUGCUGGUUUCACGUUAUGUAGAGAAUCCAUUACUGGUGAAUGGUCAUAAAUUUGAUCUCCGAAUAUAUGUUGCUGUCACUUCAUUCUAUCCUUUGAUAAUCUAUGUUUAUUCCGAGGGUUUAACACGGGUCGCAUCAGAGAAGUAUCGCAGUGAAGUGGACUCCCGAGAUGCCUUUAUUCACCUCACGAAUUAUUCUAUUAAUAAAAACAAUUCAAAUUUUGUGCGGAAUGAAAGCAUGGCGAGCGAGGAUUUCGGUCACAAGUGGACCUUGGGCGCCUUAUUACGUCACUUAGAAAAAUUUAGAAUUGAUUCGAAAAGUGAGUUCGGUUCAGAGUAUAAAGUCGUUCUGGAGGCGAUAAUGUUGAUGCUACGAAUCGAAGAUGUUAUAAUAAAGAGUCUACUUUCCGUGCAAACACGCAUCACCUCAGCAUGUCGCACUGCCACUCCUUAUGUAGGGACGAAUUUCGAGUUGUUCGGUUUUGAUAUUCUCGUUGACGCGGAACUUAAGCCUUGGCUACUUGAAGUCAAUUUGUCUCCCAGCCUUUCCUGUGACGCUCCUUUGGACUCCUUAGUGAAGACCAGGCUUAUAUGUGACCUAUUCAAUCUCGCGUGUGUGCCCCUAGUGAACCGAAAACUUGCCGGAAUUGAAUCAGUUCGUGCAAGCAGAGACGACAGUUUUGAUUCGGAUGACGGGGAGUUGAUGGCAGAGAAAAACAAGAAAGUAAUCAGUCCAUCAAAACGAGGAAUCACAACAAAGCGAAGGCGACCAGUGCGAAAUGCGUUCGUCACAACUCCCGGGGGUGCCGAUCCAAGCAUGCGGUCCAUAUGUCGUCGAGCUAGAGCGGAAAUGUCUCGACGAGGCGGUUUCGUUCGAAUUUUCCCACGCGAGUCCACACUGCCACUCUACAGGAGUGUGAUGGAACGUGUCGGAUCGGAGAAGCGGGAUGAGCGCCUUUAUGUGAAAGAAUAUGGUCUCGAUGAAGAUACAAUACCGGAAAAUGAGGAUGGGCUUGCUCAUCUCUACCACGAUGUGAUGAUGAAUAGUGCAUUGUACCCCUCGCUCGAGUCCGUUCCAUCACGGUUAUAUGAUAUUCUACGUGAGUGGCACAGUUCUGCCAACGCAUAUACUCAGCGGAUAACUAAAGAUGGUGAGACAUAUGCAGCUCGAUUACCAGUUGUUCGUCCAUCAGCUCGUCUGCGAACAAAGAGUUGCUCGGAGUGGUAUGAGGUCAAAAAGGCGACCCUGGCGGAGGCGAAAUCUGCUUUAGCUCGAUUACCAGUUGUUCGUCCAUCAGCUCGUCUGCGAACAAAGAGUUGCUCGGAGUGGUAUGAGGUCAAAAAGGCGACCCUGGCGGAGGCGAAGUUGAAACUUCGACAAGAACAGGAAAAACUGCAAUUGGAGGAACAACGAGGGCGUGAAAAUAAGGAGAAUGCCUCACCACCCACCGUCGCAACCUCCUAG
This is a messenger RNA of Ostertagia ostertagi, 2784 nucleotides long. Lineage: Eukaryota; Metazoa; Nematoda; Chromadorea; Rhabditida; Trichostrongylidae. The record is from the annotation of a GenBank genome assembly.